Molecule: messenger RNA, 1958 nt
Organism: Paramacrobiotus metropolitanus
Lineage: Eukaryota; Metazoa; Tardigrada; Eutardigrada; Parachela; Macrobiotidae
Exons: 3
Coding region: 333-1784 (483 amino acids)
Biological process (GO): sensory perception of taste
Cellular component (GO): membrane
Source: RefSeq, a predicted model, not a curated record
GACCCAUUAGCCUUAUACUGAAAGCUUCGAAAUAUAAUUAUUCGCCAGUCAUUGCGAUUCACCGCUUUAUAAUUCAGCGCCCGGCAUUUUUCCUGAGCAACAUAAGGUGCAUCAACCCGUACAAGCGUACACACAAUACACCAGCCAUCAAUCCUGAAGUCUCCAUCGACGCGGCCGUAAUUAAAUCAACCCCGAAUUACCCGUGAUUACCCACGCUCCAGCGCCCUGAUCCACUCAUUAUCCCCGACACACACAGCCCCGGCAUCCGUAUCCCGUAUUAUAAACCCUCCGGAUUUCUCGCUUACUGCUCAUAUAUUUCCUCUUGAUUAAUCAUGGCAGCGUAUUUCACCGAUAAGUGUGCCAUUCUCACCGUCCUUGUCAACUGCAUCCGCCGUGUCAAGAUGGAGACCCACCGCCUGCGCCACCCGUCUGCCGCCGAGACCGCGGACGCCAUCUUCACCCAGCAGACCAUCAUUCCGCGUAGUUUUAUGCGCUGGAUGCGGGUCUUUGGAUUGUUUCCCUAUCCGACGUGUUUCCUCUGUCAUAACGCGCAGCGGAUUAAUUCCCCGCGGUUCCGAGUACAGCGGGUGUGCUGGCUGGUGUGGACGGCGGUCUUCUGGGUGGCGCUGAUUUUAUUUUUCCUUAUGCAGGAGUAUGAUUACUUCAAACGCGUCUCGUCUUUAUUAGUGGAUCUCGAGUUCUUCACGUUGAUCGCGUUCGAAUUCAAAUCGGUGAUGGUGUUACAGGGUCCGUACAUGGUGACGUGUAUGCUGUUUAUUAGCGGCCGCAUCCCGGGGAUUAUGACCGAGGCGCAGGUGGCGCUGCGACGGUUACUAAAAAAACGCGAUAUCACGCGCUUACGCCGGUACACAGUCGGGUUAAUCACGUUCUCCGUGAUCUCCAUUGGCGUCUGUGUCAUCGGGAAACUGAUGGGGCUGAUCGCACUGACCCGGGCGAACUACUACUACGAACCCGGCGUCCGCUCCCCGUACUUCUUUAACGCCCUAACCGUCGACCCGGAGGUUCACUACGCGACGCACCUUCUCGGCAUCUUCUUAACCGUCACCUGCGAGCUCCUCCCACCAACUUUACUCCUGAUCUUCAUGGUUUAUUUUCACGCGGGGUUUCAACGCCUGAACCGCCGGCUUGCGGACUGGGGGCGGGGCGAGGUGGAUGUUGAUGCGCACCGGCUGCGGCAGUUGUUCCGCGUGUACAGCGGACUGAGCGGGGUGGUGACGCAGUUGGGGCGGGUGUUCGGGCCGGUGGUGUUGGUGGGGUGCUUGAAGGAUGUGUUUACGUGGGCGGCGUUGAGCGGGACGUUGCUGCAGGUUGCUAAGGGCGAGUGGAAGGAAGUGGAGCGGUUCGCGCAAGCGCAUACGUAUAUUAAGAAUAUGGAGAUUGUCACCUUUACGUAUACGGCUAUCGGGCUGUGUAACAUGGCCGUGCGGAUGGUGGUCUUCUUGGCUGUGUACGAUCAGGCACAAUCCAUACGGAAGUACUUAACCCGGAUUGCGGCGGAGAGCGACGAUGAGAAAGUUCUGAUAGAAUGCAACCGCAUUACGGUACAUCUCAGCACUAGUGACGGGGCGCUCUCCGUGUGCGGCUUGUUCGACCUAACCAAGGAAUAUAUUAUUGCCUUCAUUGGUUUGGCCGUGACCUAUUUACUACUGAUCUACCAGACACGCGAUUCCCGCAAGGAUAUUGAAGGCAUGAAGGAGAUGUUGAAGCGGCAGGAAAUGGUGUUGAAUUCUCUGUGGAAUGCUACCGUGCAUGGUAGCCGAUAGAUACCACAACAGAAAACAAUAUUAAUAUAAUUAAAUUCUUUUUUAUUUUAUUGAUACGAGUCUACGAUCACAUGAUUCUGAUAUAGGCGCCCUGUAUCUAAUUGUCUCACUUAACAGUAUUAUACCUGCCUGCACCAUGCACGAACAGAUUGUUGACAUAACUGAAUUUAUUAA